Messenger RNA from Vitrella brassicaformis, 4166 nucleotides. NCBI's taxonomy places the organism in Eukaryota, Vitrellaceae. The record is from the annotation of a GenBank genome assembly.
CUUUCAUGGGUUACCGGUGCCACCCACUCGCCGUUCUCUCUGUCAGGGACGAACAGACACGUCGCCAUGCUAUGGCUAUGCCCUUGAGCUUCCUCCCGCACCCCGUCCCUCUCUGAGUGACUGCGCCACCGCUACAGUCAUGGCUGCGUGAUACUGGUCCUCAAAGUGGUGAGACAGCGCCUGUGGGUAUGUGUUGUGUGCACACCACACAAACAUUGCUUCAGACAGACACCGAGAUGCAAUACGGUGCUGUGCUACGCCCCGCCUGACCUCUCCGUUAGUGAUAGUGUUGAGCAUGGCCACUUCCCUGUCGAUGAACUCCUCCGUCAGCCGAGGCAGCUCCACCGAACGACCCAGAAACACCAGCUGCACGCAGCGCAGCCACACAGCCAGCCACGCAGGCCAGGCAUCCACACAAGGUCAUCAAAGAGACGGGAUGAAUGAACGACCUACCGCCCACUCCACUCCACUUACCGUUCCGUUUUCGUCUUUGCCCCAGGGGUUGGCCUCCUGCAGCGGGUUGGGCCCCUCCGUCUCCCCCUCUAUCCACAGAUUGGUCUGACCCGCCUCGUCAACCAACACCGUACGGCCCACGUGCUCAUAGUCCAGAAUCCUAAAGGAAGGCGCGCAGAUAGACACGCAGACAGGAACACACAAGAGACCAUGUAGUGCGUGAAGUCCGGGAGGAUUGAAAGAGGGAGCGGGCAGCUCGGCUCACCAGGCCGUGGCGCCUCGCGGCAGCCGGGCUAUCACAUCACGACUGUUGACCACACGAAAUGCGUCGCCGAUCCUAUGUGGAGGGAGGAACAGGGCAAACGCAGAAUAUAUACUGGGACAAUCCCAUCUGGCCCUCUCUCCACACCCACUUUGCGUUGAAUUUCUCCACAAAUGCCCCGUUGCCCACCCGCGGGGCCCCGUAAUUGUACAGCAGCACCUUGCCGGGCGGGCCCCUGGCCUCCCCCCGACUCACAGGCCCGUGUGUGGCCAUGUCAUAUGCACACAAAGUGGCCAGCGCCCCUCCCAGGCUGUGGCCCGUCACGAGCACCUCCCACUCCCCCGCCUGGCCGCCCGUCGCCUCGUGGAUCAGCUCAUGCAGACGGGAACGGAUCGACAAAUAUGCCUGGUGAAAACCUGCACGCGCACAGGAGGGCCCACAGACGUUCAUCGACAUGGUCGCCGUCCGUGUGUGCUCCUUGCGGACCGACCAGCAUGCACCCGCGGGUCGCUGUUGUUGCCUCCCAACUGCACGGCGAAGACCUCGGGCAUGCGGAACUGCAGCUGUGCCGUCAGGUUGUAGAGCGACGCGUCGAUGGUGUCCCAGUCGACCUGCACCUCACCCUUGGACACCCUGCUGGCCAAGGCCAGCAACUCGGGGUCCAGCUCCAGCUCACGCGGCAGCCUCAAGUUCUGCAGCGGCAGACUCGCAAAGGUCACGUUGGGCAGCGACGGCAGGGGCAAAGACAGGGACGGGAGAGCGAAGAGGCCCCCCUCUUCUCUCCCUCUCCCCCUCUGCUGCAUGGGCUCUUCCUCUUGUGUGGUGGCGAUGAACAUGGCUUCGGGCAGAGUGAUGUUGGGCGCCAGCUGGGGGGUCGAGUCGGCACCGAUGGGCGAUGGAGGUUGACGCGUCGUCGCCUGUGAGAUGAGCCGCUGGAACGCCUGUGCCCGCUUCGAUGCCAUAUCCAGCACUUGGGUAGCGUUGAGUUCGCGGAACUGCUUUCCCACAAGCAGAGGGUUGAUGCGGUGCUCUCCACCGGCCUGCUGAUCUGAGUCCAAUGAGGGGUCGGUGUGGUUGCUGAAGGACGACAUAAUUGAGAAGGGGCUGGACAGCGAUAUCAGCUGGAAGGACUCGUCGAGGGAGAGCUUCUUCUCCUUGCCUUCGCCGAUCUCCUGAAGGCGGCUCUUGAGCAGCGACUGGCUCAUCUCCGAGAGGGCCUUCAGAGGCUGCCAUGUCGCGUCUUCCGGGGCGGCGGAAGACGGGGCUGCGGUGGACCUUUCCUCCUGUGUCGUGGGUGUGUCGGGGGCUGGGGGCUUGAGCACACCCGACAGCCACUUGACAGGGUCCCACUGCCUGUCGACUAGCGUGUAGUCCUCCCUCUCUGUCUUGCCGCUCAUCGCAAGCCACGGAAAGGACCGCUGCGCCUCAGCCGGGCUAUCCUCUUCGGCCCUCGUCCCCAUCUCUUGCGCCUCAUCCGCCAUGGCCGCUUUGGGUGGCUCAUCUAGCUGGAGAGGCUCCUGGACUAGGGUGAUGUCGGUCAGGAAGUCUCGCCAUGACGUCAUCUCGGUGCCGCGGAAGGCCACCACAAGCCGCUUCCUCCUGUUGUCGCGCCAGAGGCCCACUUGUGUGCAGGUGAAGACGUUCUGCAGGAAACAGAUGAACUCGAAGUCCGAUGCCCACGGCUCCAAGCCCCACACCUGACGAGCCAGCGCGCUCCAGUCGGCUGAGCAGCCGAAGCCCGCCGGGCCCCCCUCCCCCGCCUUUUCCAACACGCUCGCGGCCUCUUUCGCACGCGCGGCCAUGUCGGACUCAUCCAUUGGGGGGAUGGCCUCGGCCUCGUCGUAGGAGGGCGGUGUUGACGGGCUUCCCUCUUCUGGGCUCUCGGCGUCAUCAUCUCUUUCGAAGGGGACGUACUGAACGAUCACGUUGAUUUUGCCCGCGUCACCUGCCGAUAGAUGUCGGGCGGCGCGGCCAUUGGGCCGCUCGUCGACGGCAUGGUCGCCUUGGCCGCGUUUGCAUCGCUUGCGGACGUCUUCUGUUCUGUCUGGGGCGGACUUCUGGAGAGGGAGCCACCCCUGCCACACGAACCGACCGCCGCCAUCUGUUUGGGAAAAAGGAAACGGCAGAGCAGAUGAGAGAUGAGAGAGGCUGGUGUGCUGGUUUACUCGUGAGUGGGGGUGUCUGGCCACCUGCGUCGUGUCCCUCUUCGUCCAAGAGAGUGGCAUUUGCUCGUAUCUCAUCGACAUCGAUGGUCACGACACCGAGUUCGUCGUCAUUCGAAAACAACUCCUGGUGAGCCAGCAGGCAACACGGAUGCACUUCUGAAUGCAUUCUUGUAUGUGUGUGUCGCAUCCGGCACCCAUGCCCCACUCACCUCAUCGAGGACUCUGAGGUUGAGGACUCCUCCAUCCAGGCCUCUGGUGUAGAGGGACAGCGUCUGCUGCCACUUGGGAUUAGAGCUGCUCUUGACCGUCCUGGUCCUAUCGACAACGCCCCGCGUGCCUGAAACAGACAGACAGACAGACAGAUAGGUGGCCGUGUGUGUCGUCUUCAUGUGUUUCUUCUACCUGAGGCAUCGGCGAGCGAGACCACGACGUACGGGUCGCUUUCGAAUCCGGUCAGGGCCGCCUCUAAGAACGAGUCCUCACGGACGAGGUCAGAUGCCUCCAGAACAGUCACCAGCAACAGGCCUAAUGGACGAGGCACCAAGGCAGACAGGCAGGUUGCCCGUGGACACGUGUGUUCCACCACCCGCAGCAGGCACCUUGUACCCCUCUCCUUGAAAUACUCACAGCUACGCACACAUACCGUCGAAGACCUGACGAAUGAAGUCAGCCGACUGAAAAGCCACGUCGUUGCCAUUCGCAGACCGCUCCCACUUGCCUGAAAGAACCAGCCAACCAAACCAACACAGCCACUCAUCACAUCGCCAUGCAUCCGGUCUUGUGUGUGGGUGCAGUCAGUCACCUGCCCUUGGCUCGUUGUACGCCUGAAACGAGAAGCCCGCUAGUAGAACAGCCUUGCGAAUGUCGAACUGGGAGUAAUGGAGAUGAGAGGCCAGGUCCUCGAUCUUCUCGAAGACGCCGCCCCGCUUGAACCAUCGAGAUGCCGUGGACAGCAGGCCCGAUGGAGAUGGCCGUUCUGAAGGGCGCGUCGGGCUCUUGAGUGCAUGCAAGGGGUGCAGCGACCCAUGGCGGAAGGAGGCAGAACGGAAUGGCGUGAGGAAGGCAGAUGAAUGCCUCUGUAUCGACAGUGAUGCGAGCAGGCAGAUCACCAGCCAGCGGAUCCGGGCAGAUCCUCUCCUCUCUCUCCUCAUCAUCAUUGCGUCAUCUCUCCUCCUCAUCAUUGCCGCCAGUAGCAUCGCAUCGGAUGCAUGAGGUCGUCGCCUUCUUCUGUCCAGCAGCGCCUUCACCUCCACGUCUGCGAGCUCGGGAACAGCCGGAGCUCGCAU